Trichomonas vaginalis G3 is the source of this 999-nucleotide messenger RNA. Its product is annotated as protein serine/threonine kinase protein. The transcript has a single exon. Lineage: Eukaryota; Parabasalia; Trichomonadida; Trichomonadidae. Gene Ontology annotation, molecular function: protein serine/threonine kinase activity; ATP binding. Gene Ontology annotation, cellular component: autophagosome; cytoplasm. The record is from RefSeq and is a predicted model, not a curated record. Bases 1 to 999 code for a protein of 332 amino acids. Gene Ontology annotation, biological process: autophagy; autophagosome organization; peptidyl-serine phosphorylation.
AUGGAAUCUAAGAAGCGUGAAGCAUCAAAUCAGAAAAGAAUUCGUGUUCCGGCACAAGUCGGAAAAUAUAAAAUCAUAGGUACAAUAGGAAAAGGAGCUUUUGCAGUUGUUGCUUUAGGCAUAGAUGCAAAAACAAAUACAAAGGUCGCUGUAAAAAUAUUGGAUCGAGAGUUUGUAACCCAGCAAAAUAUUAUCUAUUAUCUAGAGAAUGAACUCAGGCUUUGCUCAAGAUUUAAUCAUCCAAAUAUAGUUAAAGUUUACGACAUAAUAUACGAACCUGAUAUUAUUAUGAUUGUUAUGGAAUACGCUCAAAAUGGCGAUCUUCAAUCUUUGUUUAACAAAGGCGUGCACUUUGCCUACGAAGAGCAGCUAAACAUUACCGUUCAGAUUUUAGAUGCAUUGGCUUAUCUCCAUAAACGUGGAAUUAGUCAUCGCGACAUAAAACCGGAAAAUAUAUUAUUUGAUGAAGAUAUGAGACCAAAGCUGAUAGAUUUUGGACUUUCAAAAGAGAAUAGCUCAUCACUUCAAACAUUUUGCGGAACACCUCUUUAUAUAGCGCCUGAAAUUGUAAAAGGCGAAUCUUAUGAUGGAAAGAAAUCAGAUAUGUGGGCAUUAGGCGUUACCCUUAACAUUUUAGCUUGCGGAAAAUAUCCUUGGGCAGUGAAGAGCGAAGCUCAGCUCUUCAGAUACAUGCAAGAAGGAAGAUUACAAAUUUUAACCGGAGCAUCUGGAAUUUUAGGCAUGAUUAUAGACAAAUGCCUUGCAGUUAAUCCAAAUGAAAGACCAUCUAGCGAAGAACUUCUGAAGAUGAUUGAUCAUAUGAAGAACAAAAACCAGAUUAUAGGAAAAAUCAAGUUUCAGAAGAAAACAAUCACAGAGGAUUGUUUGCCUAAAUUGCAGCUGAAGAAUGUCAAUGCUCGACAUGCAAAUUCUAAUCAGCAAAUGUUUGAAGUUAGAAGCGCUUUGAAUUUUAAGAAUAUCCAUGUAGAAGAAUUAUAA